GAUUUUAUCGAUACCUUAUCAGAAUAGGUACAACCCUUGCCAGGUUCUUCAAUAUCACAUACAGGACUGGAGAUAACCACGUUGUGACCGAGAAAAGGAAGCUCAAUAUCAGUAAACCUUAUCUAAGAUAAGACACACUUGGUGACCUACUGAGGUGGUGUUUUAGUACAGAGGCCAUGAUGAUAUCUGGAAUUACGACAGUUUUUUUUACAUUUGCUGUUGUCUCAGAAGGCCACCAGAGGAGGUUUCUUUUCGGACCAGAAGGUGGAACAUCUCUUGAAAGCGCUUUACCAGAAGAAUGUGUAUAUCUGUCGGAGUUUGAAGAUGUUCUUGCAAUAGCCAACGGGUGGAUUAAAACCGGAGAGUAUUUGUAUUCUGAACUACUCAGGAUACGGAUUAGGGAACUGGAAUAUGUCACUCUGGAUAAUAUUGAAAACGGGUACAGAUACCUACUACAACAAUGGAAAGGUAACAGAUCCACAGAAUUCCACGAGGCUAUUGUGAGCAUCGAAUACACAAACCAAUACCGUCAUACAAUAUGUCUUAGGAUGCUGGAGUAUCUCCUUAACACAUUUCUGAAACAACAUCAGGGUAAUGUUUGUGCACAAUAUCUUCGCCUGCCAAGUAAAGAGCGUGGUCCUAAUCCCGUCAAGUGUUCUCCUGUGCAAACGGCACUCACCACAACAGCAGUGCCAACAUCAACUACAGUAGCGCCAACAUCAACUACAGUAGCGCCAACAUCAACUACAAAAGCGCCAACAUCAACUACAGUAGCGCCAACAUCAACUACAGAAGCGCCAACUACAGCAGCGCCAACAUCGACUACAGUAGCGCCAACAUCAACUACAGUAGCGCCAACAUCAACUACAGCAGCGCCAACAUCAACUACAGUAGCGCCAACAUCAACUACAGAAGCGCCAACUACCGCAGCGCCAACAUCAACUACAGUAGCGUCAACAUCAACUACAGCGUCAACGCCAACAACGCCAACAAAAACAACAUCAGCACGACAGCCAACAACUACAGCAAAGCCAAAAACAUCACCACAGACAACGAAACCAAUCCCCAGAACUACCGCACAGCCAACAACAGCAACAACUACACCAGUUCCUACAACGAUUGCGUCAACGCGAACGACACAGCAGACUACAUCGCCGACGACGAUAAAUCCGAAUUUGUCAUGCGCAGUAUGUAACAACGGGGACUGUAAAUACAACGACACAGAUUUACUGUCCUGUCCCCACCCCGAUCAGUAUUGUCUGGUCAGAAUCAAUGACAAACCGGACUCACGAACUGUUGUCCGGAGGUGUGUGGAUAAGGCUUUCUGUGAACAGGACUACCGGACUAAUGGCGGGUACAAGUCAUUCUGUUUCAUGGCCGAUGACGGGGCAUUCGGCUUCAGCUACGAAUGUAACUUCUGUUGUAUUACAAACGCUUGUAAUUUAGGUCCGAAUUUAAUUCCGAUUCAGAACACACUUUAUCAAGGCAACUAGUGUGAAUUGUCUUCUGUAAAAAAAUAUUGCAAAUCUUAAAGGAAAUAAAAGACACUUAUCUAAAGUAGUUUGCAUUAACAUUACUGUAGCGGACACUUAACUUACUUUCUCAAAUUUUAAAUACAAUGUUCCAUAUUUUAUCAAAGAAAGAAUAAAAAAACACCAAGACGUAU
Messenger RNA from Pecten maximus, 1666 nucleotides. RefSeq names its product salivary glue protein Sgs-3-like. The record is from RefSeq and is a predicted model, not a curated record. The coding region runs from base 177 to 1493 and encodes 438 amino acids. The transcript is spliced from 11 exons. NCBI's taxonomy places the organism in Eukaryota, Metazoa, Mollusca, Bivalvia, Pectinida, Pectinidae.